Pseudovirgaria hyperparasitica is the source of this 675-nucleotide messenger RNA. RefSeq lists its product as uncharacterized. The transcript has 2 exons. The record is from RefSeq and is a predicted model, not a curated record. Bases 1 to 675 code for a protein of 224 amino acids. Lineage: Eukaryota; Fungi; Ascomycota; Dothideomycetes; Acrospermales; Acrospermaceae.
AUGGCAAAGCGCAAGGCAAACACUUCGAAAGGUGCGGAUCGAGCACCCAAAAGAGCAAGGAUCGCGGAUACUCCGGAGAUAUUCGAGGAUUCUAUCAUCGAAAAAAGCGCUGAAGAAAAGUGGAAGUCUGCGAAGUCAGAGUGGAAAGUAGAGCGCAGACGCCUCGCAGCUAAAGCAAGGAAACCAAAAACCGGAUCUGUAGACCCUCCACCACAGACUGCCAAUCCCGAUACUUCUUCAUGUGACCCUACGACAGAGUCGGGCUCGCAAACGCAAGCCGCUGUCGACUCACCGAUGCAAAACAAGACAUAUGAUGGUCAUUCGGCUGACGAUUCGACCGUGCCGCUCCAUUCCGAAAAACUUGACGAAUUGGAUGAACGUCUUUGGAGCCUGCACGAAACUGCACACAAAGCCACCCACGAAGGGUUGAUCCAGCUCAUCAGUAGCGUGAAGCAGAUGGGCGAAAUCAUACGAGCCCGAGAUGCGGAACUAGCAUUACAAAGCGAGAAGAUCGAGGAGCUGGAGGCAGAGCUUGCGGACUUUCGCGCGAAGAAAGCCCGUCGCGUCCACUUUGAGCCACCGGUGAGCGAUGCGAGUGAAGGAGAUGAAGACGCCGACGGGGAAGAGGGCGAAGAGGACGAUGGAUCGAGUGACGGAGCAAGCGAAGCUUCAUGA